This is a messenger RNA of Rubroshorea leprosula, 1467 nucleotides long. NCBI's taxonomy places the organism in Eukaryota, Viridiplantae, Streptophyta, Magnoliopsida, Malvales, Dipterocarpaceae. The record is from the annotation of a GenBank genome assembly.
AGAAGAAAAGAGUCAAACUUGCAGAUGAUCCUUCCAACAGAGAGAUGGUCCAGAGAGAUCUUCAUGAUCUCCCACUGGAUAUGCUGCUCGAAAUCCUAUCAAGACUCCCGAUCACCUCUCUGAUCCACUUCAAGACCACUUCCCAUGCCGGCUAUGAUUUAAUCGCCGAUCCUGGAUUCCCUCUGAUGUUCCGUAACCGGGUAAGUGACUCAAACCCAUGUCUGAUUCUCUUCAACCACAAUUGGGUUGGCUCCUGGCCUCGGAAACUCUAUUUUGUGGAUAUUGAGGAUUGUAGUCCAAGGGUUAGGAAAAUCGACCCACCACAGCAUUCCAAAGUUGAUAAUCUGGUGGGUUCUUGUAACGGGCUGUUAUGUUUAUCCUUAAUCGGUGGUUCAUCGGAGUCUUACAGUCUGCUAAUUUACAAUCCUUUUGUUGGAGACGCUGUGAGAGUCCCACCAGCGCACCGAUUUCUGAAUCAAAGUGAAGUUUUUUCAUUUGGGUUUCAUCCGAGGACAGGAGAAUUCAAAGUGGUCAGGAUUGUGUGGUACGAGAAGAUCAUGACGGUAGUACACCCGGCGCUAGAUGUGGAAGAAGUGGAAGAAGUGGAUGAAGGAUUCGCCACCGUUGAUGAAUCAAUGGUUCAGGUAUUUACCGUAGGAACAACAGAGUGGAGAUACAAAGGAGCUCCGCCUCCACAAUUGACGGAUGAAAUCGAACCACCUGAGGCUCUAGUUGAAGGAUCUCUCCAUUGGGUGGUUGUUGUUGGGAUGGGAGGAUUCGGUCUUAUCUUUGGUAUUAUCUCCUUCGAGCUUGCAGAUGAGGUGUUUGAUGAAAUUCCGCACCCACCUUGUCAACGAUUUGUGUCAAGCGGCUACAGUCUUUCCGUGCUCCAUGGAUGUCUAUCGGCAGCUGGGUUGGUUGAUGAUACUUUGCAUUUUGAUAUCUGGGUGAUGAAGCAACACCGUGUUAAGGAAUCUUGGGUAAAACAAUUCUCCUUUGAUCCCUAUUCUAUUGGUGGAUGGCCAGGCUUUUCCACAGUUGUAUGUGCACUGAAGAAUGGUGAGAUUCUGUUGCUGUAUAAUUGCAGUUGUCUGGUUUCUUUUGAUCCUGUAGAAAACAAAUUCAAGACUCUUCAAAUCAGUGGGUUACCCAUGCAUUUUCAGGCACUUCCUUUUCUACCUUCUCUUUUCUUAGCAAAGGCAACCAUGAAUUUACAACUUUAAAUCUCUCUCUUGAGUCAACCCUUUUUCUUUAAGACUUGGUUAAAUACCCUUUUUGGUCCUCUACUAUAGGAAAAAGCCCCUUUUUGGUCCCUGUACCGAAAAAAUCCCUUUUUUGGUCCUUACUGUUUACAAAUCCGGCCCCUUUUUAGUCCCUCCGUUAAAAUUUUGCUGACUUGUCACGUUAAUUAACGGAAUUAUUUCAUUAUUUUUUAUAUAAAUAAUAUUAUAAAUGACAUGGAAAUUA